CCCUCCUUGCACUAACCCGUCCCUUCCCUGAGAGCGCUCCCCCUGCCAGCAGCAGACCUCCGCUCUGCUAACUUCUCCUCGGCGUCACGUAAAGACAGUCAUUUGUCACCAUGUCCUCUGGAAAUGCUAAGAUUGGCCAUCCUGCCCCAAGCUUCAAAGCCACAGCUGUAGUGGACGGACAGUUUAAGGACGUCCAGCUGUCGGACUACAAAGGGAAGUAUGUGGUCUUCUUCUUCUACCCGCUGGACUUCACAUUCGUGUGUCCCACCGAGAUCGUGGCUUUCAGCGACAGGGUGGAGGAAUUCCGCAGUAUCGGCUGUGAGGUGAUCGGCUGCUCCGUAGACUCUCACUUCAGCCACUUGGCCUGGAUCAACACACCAAGGAAGCAGGGAGGUCUGGGUGACAUGAAGAUCCCCCUUGUGGCAGACCUCACCAAGACCAUCUCCAGAGACUAUGGCGUGCUGAAGGAGGACGACGGCGUUGCAUACAGGGGUCUGUUUGUGAUUGACGACAAGGGCAUCUUGAGGCAGAUCACGAUCAACGACUUGCCCGUGGGUCGCUCUGUGGACGAGACUCUGCGCCUGGUCCAGGCCUUCAAGCACACUGACAAACAUGGAGAGGUGUGCCCUGCUGGCUGGAAACCUGGCAGCGACACCAUCAUCCCCGACAUCCAAAAGAGCAAAGCCUUCUUCUCCAAGCAGUGAAGGUGUUCUAGCUGACUUCCUGACCGCAGCACUUGCCUUCAGACGAGGUGUUCCUGUGAAGCAGUAUCUAAUGGCGUCCAAUCUAAUGUAUUAAACCUGACAAAAUGUCCAAACUUGUUAGAUAAAUCUUUUGUUGCGAGUCUUUAUCUUUGUACGUCCAGUGUACGAUCGGUGGGGCGACCUCGUAGUCUCAAGCACUGAAAAUAUUGUUUUGUUCCAUUUUCAGAAAAAAAAGUUAAUAUUUUUCCUUGCUGUAAACUGAAUGAUUUGCUACCAUCUUUAUUAAAAACAGUGGAUAAAUUGUGA
This is a messenger RNA of Anarrhichthys ocellatus (wolf-eel), 1010 nucleotides long. It is a transcript of the gene prdx2, whose product is annotated as peroxiredoxin 2. The transcript has 6 exons. Gene Ontology annotation, biological process: leukocyte activation; cell redox homeostasis; response to oxidative stress. The record is from RefSeq and is a predicted model, not a curated record. The coding region runs from base 111 to 704 and encodes 197 amino acids. Gene Ontology annotation, cellular component: cytosol. Gene Ontology annotation, molecular function: thioredoxin peroxidase activity. Lineage: Eukaryota; Metazoa; Chordata; Actinopteri; Perciformes; Anarhichadidae.